Molecule: messenger RNA, 630 nt
Organism: Penicillium salamii
Lineage: Eukaryota; Fungi; Ascomycota; Eurotiomycetes; Eurotiales; Aspergillaceae
Source: the annotation of a GenBank genome assembly
AUGUCCCGCCCCGGCGACUUUGAUAACAUGAUUGGCACCGAUUUCGCCCUUGCGCAAUCCCUCCUUUCACCCCCCGGGGCCCUUCGCCUUGACGAUGUGUUAUCUGAGUGCUAUCAGACGUUUGGCGCCGAUGAGCGGGAUAGCGAGUGCGGGCCUCCCUUUGCCGUCCUGAAGUUCGCAUGUCACAGCACCACCAAUCCUACUCAACAUGGUUUCAUCAGAAUGUAUAUUCAGAUACCAUACGACAGAACCCUUCGGAGUAGCCGAGAGAUCAGAGAACUCCAGGCUGAAGACAACCCUGUACACAAGGAGUACGAGGCCUUGACCACACUUAGCAAAAGCAAGUGUAGCAAGUGCAUGGCAACCCCGGAGCUUUUGGGUUAUGGGCAGGGAAGACAAGGACCAGAGGCAUAUGUUCCUAACGGCUAUAUUACCUAUGUCGCAUGGCAGCGUGUGCCCGGCUCUCCUCUCGAUUCUCGUUUCUUUUGGCUGGAGGAGAAUCGCCAAUAUCGCGAUGAGGUUCGUGCUGCUUUCGCCGUAGCCUACAAGGAACUCAACAAAUAUGGUUGGCAACCGGCCAUAAGGGGUCCAAGAAAACUAAUCUAUGAUAGUUUCAGCAAGACGAUGUAA